Messenger RNA from Bombina bombina (fire-bellied toad), 1236 nucleotides. RefSeq names its product serine/threonine-protein phosphatase 4 regulatory subunit 1. The coding region runs from base 54 to 332 and encodes 92 amino acids. Gene Ontology annotation, biological process: protein dephosphorylation. NCBI's taxonomy places the organism in Eukaryota, Metazoa, Chordata, Amphibia, Anura, Bombinatoridae. The transcript is spliced from 2 exons. Gene Ontology annotation, molecular function: protein phosphatase regulator activity. The record is from RefSeq and is a predicted model, not a curated record.
AAGUUUCCUUAUUUUUUCUCUCUCAGGCUCUCAUUGAAGAUGACUGCCUGCCAAUGGACCAGUUUGCUCUCCACUUGAUGCCUCAUCUUCUACAUUUAGCAUCGGACAGGGUUCCAAAUGUCAGGGUCUUGCUAGCAAAGACGUUAAAACAAACACUUCUAGAGAAGGAGUACUUCCUGACUUCUGCCAUUUCUCACCAGGAAGCAGUGGAGCAGACCAUCAUGGCUCUACAAAUGGAUUAUGACAGUGAUGUCAAAUACUUUGCCAGUAUACACCCUGCUUGCACCAAACUUGCUGAUGAUGCCAUGAGCACUGCCUCUUCCACCUACUAACCAGCUUACCUUUCCAAGGCCUAAUGUAAACAAAAGACAGCUAUGUCAAUACUUUUUAAUUCCUAUGCUACUCAACAAGGGAAGAGUAUAAAAGAACUCUAGAGGAAUGCCACCAAAGCCUUAAAUCUCCUGUCUUCCUGAGAUUAUGAUAAACUUGAAUUGGCAGAUGAUUAACAUGUCUGAGGGAAUAAAGAUUCUACUUUUUUUUUUUUCUUUGUUCCAUUCUUUAUAAUUAUUCUUUCUAACAUAUUCACUGCAAAAGCUGGUACUUAGGAGGCUGCUGAUAUGGGAUCAUUACAUUUUAUGCCAUAAGAAAACUUUCAGCUGAGUGUACUUUACAAGUAGACUGUAAAUUGUCUUUUGACGUUCUCUUGGUAAAAACGGGACAUUACUUGCAGUGAAAACCUACAGUAACCAUUGUAUGAGAUUUCCAGUAUUAAUUGCAAUGGGAUUUUAUUCAAAGGUAUUUCUUGGCACUAUCUUAAUGUGUGAAUAGUUUUGUUUUUUUUCUCCUUUUCUUUAUGAAUGUGUGUAAACUGAGAAAAAAAUGUAGAUUUUUUUUUCUUAAGGGCUCAGUGCUAACACUACAUUAGAAACUGAUUUUAAUCCUUAAAUGCAGCAUAUUGCUGUACUUAUAGGCAAGCAUUGCUGUAAAGUACCUCUGUCCUAAUUUGUUUUUAUGCUGGUCAAGACCUGAAGGAAAUGUAUUAGUUUCAUGUACUUCAAGUCAGGUUUUUUUAACUUGAUCAUGAUCAGCUAUGAGGAGCAUCACUUGCUGUCUUCAUAUAUGUGUACAUAUCUGCCUGCAUUCCUUGGAGUGCUGCAGUGUUUAAUCAUGUUGUUUAAAACUGUUGUAAUACAGGUUUAUCUGCUUGUCUGAAUAAAAUUUAAUAAUACGUUUCAA